CCAACCCUUUGUUACUUACACACUGCCCCCUGCACAACACAGCCCGCACCGGCAACCCCUCCCCACCCACCCCAGAAUGUCAGCAGAAUCAAAAGAAACCAUCCCACCACCCGAGCCCUCCCCCACCACUCCGCCCGCCGCCGCCGCCGCACCCUCCUCCUCCUCCUCGAAAAAGUCCAAAAGCAAAGAUGCAAAGAAGGGCGCGAAAGAUCUCGCGAAAGCAGAGGCGAAGGAGUUGAAGGAGGCCAAGAAGGAGGAGAAGGCGGAGAAGAAGGAGGAGAAGGAGCAGGAGCAGCGGUUGGAGGAGGUGUUGCGGAAGGUUUGUUGUUGAAACUUUCAUUCCGUGAUGGGUUGUUGUUCGAGAACCCACCCCCGCUGAACGACUACUAUAUACCUCUUCUUUUUUUUGGUAGUUGGCGAAGAUCGACCUGCUUCAGAAUCUGGCGAACGAUCCGAAGUUUAAGAAGAAGGCGAAGGAUACGAUGGAGAGUUAUCGGUUUUGGAAGACGCAGCCUGUGACUCGUGUUGACGAGACGGUAGAAACCGAAGGCCCCAUCGAACCCAACCGCCCCGCCAGCGAGAUCCGACAAGAGCCGUACCCCCUCCCCAAAGAUUUCGAAUGGGCGAUCGUGAACGUCGAGGACCCCGUGCAGCUGAAGGAGCUGUACGAGCUGCUCUCGCUGAACUAUGUGGAGGAUGAUGACGCGAUGUUUCGGUUUGAUUAUUCGGCGGAGUUUUUGAAUUGGGCGCUGAAAUCCCCCGGCUGGAAACGCGAAUGGCACAUCGGCGUCCGUGUCGCUUCCAACAAGAAACUUGUCGCGUUCAUCAGCGGGAUCCCCGCGCAUCUGCGGGUCAACACAGCCGCCCAGACACUCGUAGAAAUCAACUUCCUCUGCGUACACAAGAAGCUGCGCUCGAAACGCCUGGCUCCUGUCUUGAUCAAGGAGGUCACGCGGAGGGUUAACCUGGAGGGUAUUUUCCAGGCGGCGUAUACUGCGGGCGUUUAUUUGCCGACGCCUGUUGGGACGGCCAGGUAUUACCACCGCUCACUCAACCCCAAAAAGCUGGUCGAGACCGGGUUCUCCCACAUCGGACGCAACAUGACCAUGGCGCGGACUAUCCGGCUGUACAAGCUGCCAACGGAAACAACAACACCAGGCCUCCGACCCAUGCAACCCACCGACGUCCCGCAAGUCACCGCCCUCCUCAACAGCUACAUGCAGAAGUUCCCGAUGGCGCCAUCGUUCAGCGAGGAUGAAGUCAGGCAUUGGUUGCUACCUGUGCCUACCGUUGUAUUCAGCUACGUCGCUGUGGACCCGACAACAACGAAGAUCACAGACUUCUUCUCCUUCUACUCCCUCCCGUCCAGCGUGAUCGGCCACCCCGUGCACAAACACAUCAACGCCGCUUACCUGUUCUACUAUGCGCCGAAGGGGCUGGGUGCGGAUGAGGAGCGGACGAGGGGGUUGAUAAACGAUGCGUUGGUUUUGGCUGCUAAGGAAAACUUCGACGUCUUCAACUGCCUCAACCUGAUGCACAACCAGAGCUUUGUCGACACGUUGAAGUUUGGGAAGGGGGAUGGGAACCUGCAUUAUUACCUGUACAAUUACCGGUGCAAGGAGCUGAAGCCGGAGGAUGUUGCGUUGGUUUUGCUUUAGAGAGAGGGAUCAGGAGCGGCCGUGCGGGACGAAAAUAACCGGGG
Messenger RNA from Fimicolochytrium jonesii, 1702 nucleotides. Its product is annotated as acyl-CoA N-acyltransferase. Gene Ontology annotation, biological process: N-terminal peptidyl-glycine N-myristoylation. The record is from RefSeq and is a predicted model, not a curated record. The transcript has 8 exons. Gene Ontology annotation, cellular component: cytoplasm. Lineage: Eukaryota; Fungi; Chytridiomycota; Chytridiomycetes; Spizellomycetales; Powellomycetaceae. The coding region runs from base 483 to 1658 and encodes 391 amino acids. Gene Ontology annotation, molecular function: glycylpeptide N-tetradecanoyltransferase activity.